Geodia barretti is the source of this 234-nucleotide messenger RNA. Lineage: Eukaryota; Metazoa; Porifera; Demospongiae; Tetractinellida; Geodiidae. The record is from the annotation of a GenBank genome assembly.
AUGCAGACCUGCAAGGACGCCGACAUGGUCGUCGACCACAUGCUCCUCCUCUUCUCCCACGAGCAGAUUGCGAUGCAAGAAGCGGGCUCCCGCAUCCUGCUCGUCGUGGAGCCGGUUGAGAUUCUGGAGCGCCUGUUCCCGACCGCCGAGAUGCGCGCGCGCGUCGAGGCGGCGAGCGGCGACUCACCGCGGCGGAGCGGCUCCGCUUCACCAACGAUGCCGGCACGGACGUGA